GCGGCGAAGAAGAAGAGAUUGGAGGAGUAGAUGUUGCGAUUUGAGAAGGAGAAGAUGCUGCAAAUACAGUUAGAGGAGGAGGAAAGAAGAAGGGCUGCAGAGGAAGAAGCAGCAGCAGGAGAAGAGGAGGAGGUAGAAGAGGAACCUCUUGAGAGGAGGCGUAGGGAACAACAAGGGGAAACCAGUGGCACAAAAUGGGAAGAUGCAUGGAUGGAGAAGAAGAUAAGCGAGUGGGUAGCUAACUUAUCGUUGGGAGAGGAUGAGGAGGCACAGUUGUAUGUGCCGCAGGAGGAGAGGGAAGCGUUUUCCAAGGAGUUGGAGACGAUAGAAGAUCCCCUGGAACGCCAGACAACGGAGGACGAGAAGAAGUUGGAAUGGAAACUACGAAUGAUGAGGGAAAAGAAGAGGAGGAGGGAGGAGGCCAACAGGGUGGCGAAAGAAGUAGAAAAGGUUCAAGCCUGUAGAUAGGAGGUGCAGGCACAAGCUGAGGUCCCCUCCAAACUAGACGAGAUUCUGGGAUAUUUAGAGA
Molecule: messenger RNA, 529 nt
Organism: Chara braunii
Lineage: Eukaryota; Viridiplantae; Streptophyta; Charophyceae; Charales; Characeae
Source: the annotation of a GenBank genome assembly